UAGACUAUAAUUAAUGUCUUCAUGGGCUUUGAGCAGUGUGGAGCGAAGUAAAUUAAAUGAAAACAAAAAGGAUUCUAUUUUUUAGGACUUAUGUGGUAAAACAUAAUCGCUGUAUAAGUGCUCGUAACAUUUCUAAAUGACAUAAAAUGAGAAUAGAAGUGAUACUGAUUAGUGCAAGAUCAGUUUAAUGGAGAGUUCAAGUGUGUUCCCGGGUGGCAGCGAUUGUGGUGAGGAGAUUGAGAGAGCACUCAUGGAUCUAGGACCCCUGCUCGGUGUUUCUAUCAAAGAGGAAGUACUUGAUGAACUCACCGACAACUCGGCGUCUUCUCGUCCUAAUGUGAGUUGCCAAGUUGGUGCUGGUACCAGUGGUGGUGCAGAUGCAUUGGGUAAAGGUGAAGGCGGGGAGGGGGCUGAUUCACUUGUAUCACCAGCAGUACGAACAAGCUUUCUCACUAUAAAGUGUGUCUUUUGCCAAGCCGUUCUGGCACAAACAGAAGGCAUACCUAAAUUAAUGGAAUGUCUUCAUUCAGCGUGUGAGCCAUGUAUUAAAGCUAAAGUAGAAGAGAAACUGUCUGGUAGCAGAGACUUUUUAGGAGCGGGCCGUGUCACCAUCCAGUGUGCAGUUUGCAGGCUCCAGUGUCAACCCAAUAAUAUGAUCGACCAGAGAUUUGUUCUUGAGAAGGUUUCUGUUGAACAUGCCGGCAACACUGGAGCCGGAGGGAGUGAACAACAGUGCAACAGCUGUGAGGACACAGAACCUGCCACCAGCUAUUGUGUGGACUGUGCUGAGUUCAUCUGCGACAACUGUGUGCAGGCACAUCAAAGGCUCAAGAUAACAAAGGACCACACAAUAAAGAGCAAAGACGAGGCCGUGAUGGAGCUGCAGGCGGCGCAGGGCUCUCGAUCCGACCGAGACAUGUACUGCCGGGACCAUCCCCAGGAAAAACUGGGCCUGUUCUGCGAGACAUGCGAUCGUCUGACGUGCCGCGACUGCCAGCUGCAGCACCACCGCGACCACAAAUACCAGUUCGGCACCGAGAUGGCCGCGCAGGCGCGGGUCGCCAUCGCCGCGCUGGUCUCCGAGGUCAGCUACAAGCGCGUGCUGCUCGGGUCCGCCAUGAAGGUCAUCCGUGACCGCCGACAGCUCAUCGCCGACAAGAAGAAGGCGCUCGUGCACGAGAUCACGCAGACCGUCGUCAAGUUGACCAACGCGAUCAACACGCGCGGCAAGCAGCUGGUGCUGAGGCUCAACGAGGUCUGCGACGGCAAGCAGCGCACGCUGGGGGAGAAGCAGGCCGCGCUCGAGCAGCUGGCCGCCAUCACAGACCACUGCCUGAGCUUCGUUGGCGCCGCGCUCGAGCAGGGCAGCGACACGGCCGUGCUGCACGGCAAGCGCACGGUGUGCCAGCACCUGCAGCGCAUCAAGAGUCGCCGGGCCGACAUCCCCAAUCCCGAGAUUCCCGUCCGCAUCACGCUGCAGCUGGACAAGCUGCCCGAGCUCAUCAGGGUCCUGUCGACGAUCGGCGCCAUCGUCGUGGACGGCAAGGUGGACGGCGGCGGCGCCGGCCCCGGGGCUCCGGCGGCGCCUUCGGCUCCCCCGCCGCCCUCGACCGCCGUCGCGGCGGGCGGGACUUACCAGGCCGCGCCCCACUCCGCAGUCUUGGCGCUGCAGCAAGUCGCCAUGCAUCAGACGAUGGCUCGGUAUCAGUCGUACGUGGCCGCGGGAGGCGCCUACGGCCUGCCCCUGGCGCGCUCGAGGCCGCACACGCCGCUCAGGCACCCGCACGUCACCUCCACUACGCACCCCCAUCACUUGCACGGUACGUCCGGCUCGGAAACUUCCGAAACUGGCGGUCGCCUGACGUUCAAAAGUGCGCUUCGCUCCGACGCAGGUAUGAACGAGUUGAACCUGCGCGGGCUGCUCAACGCGUCGGGGCGCGGCGCGACAGCGCCGGCGACGGGGGCGGGCGGAGCGGCGAGCGGCCGAGCCCUUCACGCCCAUCAGGCCUACCACAUGAUGGGCGCGUACGGCAACGUGGCGUUCGCGAGCGGAGGGCGCCGCGGCGGCGGACCCCGGACCCCUUCGCCGGCACCACCCGCGACCCCCUUCGCCGCGCACACGCCGCCCGCCGGCGCCAAGUGGCACAUCCCGCAGCACGGACACGGCUCGGCGUCCGGCGAAGGCGUAACCGGCGCGGGUCCCUCGGCGCCCUCGUCGGGGCCCGAGUUUAAGAUCACUCUCGGCCCGCGUCACGCCACACCCGCGCGCACGCCGCUCGUCACCUCCACCAACCCCAAGACGCCUAGUCCUAGCCUCAACGGCGGCGCGUCGUCGGAGCUGGACAAGGUGUGCGCCGAGUCCGUGCGAGAUCUGAUGGCGACGAUCGCCAAGCUGGACUCCAACGGCGUGCAGGUGGUGGCCGAGGGCGCGGGCAGAUCGCCGGACCCCGUCCACUCGUCCACGGACGCCAGGCCCCCGGACCCCAACGACGACUGGUGCGCGGUCUGCAUGGACGGCGGCGAGCUCAUGUGCUGCGAUCGCUGCCCCAAAGUAUUCCACCAGUAUUGCCACAUCCCCGCCGUCGAGAAGCUGCCCGAGGAGACCGAGUCGUGGCAGUGCCUGCUGUGCGUCAACUUCGCGGCUCUGCCCGAAGAGGGCCCGACGCCGCCUGGCGAGCUGAGCGGCAGGCGCAGGCGCAUCGUGGAGAGGAUCACGCUGGAGCUGUACUGCCAGGUCGAUCAGUCGAUACCGUUCCGGGAGCCGCAGGGAGGGCGCGCCAUGUGCCUGGACGUGAUCCGCAUGAAGCUGCAGCCGAGAGCCGAGAACCGCUACACGCACGAGGCGCAGUUUGUGGCCGACGUGCGGCUGCUCUUCCGAAACGUCUACCGCUGCAACCCCGUGGAGUCGCAGCCGUACAGGGACGCCAAGAGUCUGGAAGAGUUCUUCGACGCGCAGCUCGUCAAGUGGCUGCCCGAAUACGCCUUCUGGAGCGGCGAGGGCGAACCGCCGGCGAAGCGCGCACGCUGCGCCUGACCCGAGGCUCAGGCGUGUCUCCGCGACGUCCCCCGAGGGCCCGCCCGCUUCGAGCCCCCGGGGGCUCUCGGGUCUCUCUCGCGGCCAGGACCCCCGCCUCCUCCGCCUUACCGUCAGAACGCCGGCCACUGGUCGCACUGAUCCGGCGUAGCUCGUUCCUCUCACGUUUUGUUCGAACAAAGUUUUACUACUUAUGAAAUAUUUUUAUAAUCACGCCACGUGUUAAGUGAGUGGAGACACGUUUCCAUUGUCGAGUGCCUCAUCUCUCGAAACGAGAUCUCCAUCAUUUCUGUUAUCGUCUAUAACUCUUUUAAUAAAUAUACGUCUGCAGCUUUCGUCUCCGGUUAGUGUUAGAGAUCGUGAUAGUGAUGAUGUUAUAUUAAAUAGCGUAGCGUAGUUACGAACUAUAUUCACUAGUUAAGAAAGUCCAGCACAAUUAACCUUUAUCAAAGCUGAAUGUAAUUUUUUUCGAUCGUUUUAACGAUAGGCAUAUUGCACACGAUGAAGUUUUCAUUUUUCUCCGCUCUCUGCUGCAGUUUAGAAAAAUAUAUUUACAAUGUAUCGUCAUUAUUAUUUUAAAUCUCCCUUCGUCCGGUCCGGUAUAGUACUAUAUUGGAACGGGCAAUUCCAUCCGCCUGCAUCUUGACAACAUUAAUGAUUAAGUACCUAUUAUUUAAAUAAAAGAUUACAAAAAAUAU
Molecule: messenger RNA, 3732 nt
Organism: Pieris brassicae (large cabbage white)
Lineage: Eukaryota; Metazoa; Arthropoda; Insecta; Lepidoptera; Pieridae
Gene: bon
Product: E3 ubiquitin-protein ligase TRIM33
Exons: 16
Coding region: 188-3034 (948 amino acids)
Biological process (GO): positive regulation of DNA-templated transcription
Cellular component (GO): chromatin; nucleoplasm
Molecular function (GO): zinc ion binding; protein binding; ubiquitin-protein transferase activity
Source: RefSeq, a predicted model, not a curated record